AUGCCUUCAGCGCCAAUCCCUCCCUUCCUCCUUCCUCGAGGGAUUCCGUCUAGACAAGCCCUCCUCUCCCUCUCCCGGUCUGCGCGUACUACCGGACCUUCAACAACCCACCGCUGCGCAUCAAGCAAGUCCAAGUCCAAAGACGCCAGCGGGAAACCGCGCGUCCUCGCCCAACCAGACAAAUUCCGACCACCUUCUCACCCCGCGCGUCGUGUCGUCAAUACUCGCAAUGGCAAGGUCGUCAACUACCCGGGCCCCAAGCUCUCCAAAGAGGAAGAGGCGGAGCGGGCGAAUAAGCAGUAUCCGAAUAUGUUUCCGCCCGAGGGCACAGUCAUGUUCCGCUUUUUGACGAGUCGGUGGAUUCACAUCUGGAUUGCGAUGGGUGUAUUGACGAGCUUGGCGACGUUUACGUUCACCACCAACUUCAAAGCAACGAGUCCCUUUGCGCACCUACUUCCGCCGUGGUCGGCGCUGCUUAGUCACCCCAUCGACACGGUUUCCCAGGCGCUCUCGGUGUUUAGGAUGCAUGUGCAGCAUACUUCUAUGGAGACGAGGGAGAAGCGGAAGAGGCGCGUGGACGAUGCGGAGAAGAGGAGACAGUUCCGGGUUGCGCACGGUCUGGAGGAGCCUAGUGAGGAGGAACUGGCGAAGGAGGGUAAGCUGGCUGAGCAGGCGGACGACCAGUCGCCUAUUGCGCCUGAGGGUCAGGCCCAGAGUGCCGGUGCUGGGGAGUAUGUGGAUUGGGAGGGGAAGAGGAGGCCUGUUAAGAAGUGGUUGGGAAUUUGGUAG
This is a messenger RNA of Aspergillus mulundensis, 789 nucleotides long. RefSeq lists its product as uncharacterized. The coding region runs from base 1 to 789 and encodes 262 amino acids. Lineage: Eukaryota; Fungi; Ascomycota; Eurotiomycetes; Eurotiales; Aspergillaceae. The record is from RefSeq and is a predicted model, not a curated record. The transcript has 2 exons.